AUGUCCUUGCAAACCCCAAGUGAUCUGCCUGUGCAGGUCAUCGUGCCAAACGACACCAACCCAUCCGGGGCCCCUCUACUCUCUGCAGAACGUCGAAUUACACCGUCGUGGACCGUCGCGCAAUUAAAGGCCAAGCUCGAGCCCAUCACAGGAAUCCCCGCGUCCAGCCAGUCUCUGCGUACCAGGUCCUUGCUCGACGGCACAUGGAUUCCAAUCGACAACGACGGCGACCUGCUCUCCACUCCACGAUACGGACUGAAGAAGGGGUCUGAGAUCCAAAUCAUCGACCUGCGUCCCCGGCACGAGCGACAUAAUCUGAACUUCCUCGCGGCCGAUCUGAGUUCGGUCGAGAAGUACCAAAUGCCCGAGCACCAGUACGAGAAGCUCGAGGACUCGGUGCUCGCGUGGAAGCGGCGGCAGAAGCUCGGCCGCUUCGACCCCACCGCCAAGUCGCAGGACCAGGUUGUGCAGGACCGGCGGAGGAAGGACGGGGAGGAGAUGGCAAGCCGGGGGAUCCGCACGGGGCUGAGAUGUCGCGUGGGCAGGGAUGACGGCAAGCGGGGCGUCGUCCGGUUCACGGGCGAGGUCCCCGGACUGGGCGGGCUGAGGGAGGAAGGUUGUCUCUGGGUCGGCGUCGAGCUGGACGAGCCGGUGGGGAGGAAUGACGGGAGCGUGCCUACGAGACGGGUGUUUGAGUGCCGGCCAAAGUAUGGCGUGCUGGCGAGGCCGGAGAAGGUCGAGGUGGGCGAGUUCCCGCCUCUGGAUGACUUGGUGGACGAGGAUAUGGAGGAGAUUUGA
Cladophialophora yegresii CBS 114405 is the source of this 798-nucleotide messenger RNA. RefSeq lists its product as uncharacterized. Bases 1 to 798 code for a protein of 265 amino acids. Gene Ontology annotation, cellular component: cytoplasm; nucleus; microtubule plus-end. The transcript has 2 exons. Gene Ontology annotation, biological process: cytoplasmic microtubule organization. The record is from RefSeq and is a predicted model, not a curated record. NCBI's taxonomy places the organism in Eukaryota, Fungi, Ascomycota, Eurotiomycetes, Chaetothyriales, Herpotrichiellaceae. Gene Ontology annotation, molecular function: microtubule plus-end binding.